Molecule: messenger RNA, 1617 nt
Organism: Tetrapisispora phaffii CBS 4417
Lineage: Eukaryota; Fungi; Ascomycota; Saccharomycetes; Saccharomycetales; Saccharomycetaceae
Exons: 1
Coding region: 1-1617 (538 amino acids)
Source: RefSeq, a predicted model, not a curated record
AUGGCUAUUUUAGAACGCAAGAACAAUUUCCAAACCCCACUGACUCUAACAAGUUCAGAAUUAUAUCUCGAUUACAAUACAUUCGAAAAUGAUAACAUCUAUAAUAACACUGAAAGAAACAGAAGUAGUAAGAAGGCAAGCUCAGUAUUGAGUAUAUCUAAUUGUAAUUUGAACGAGAAAUACGAUCAGAAUCGUUUUUAUAAAAAUGUGUUGUUGCCUAAACCGUUUUCCAGCGCCAUGUUAGACACAGGAACCGAUAGCGUCAUCGAAUAUUCAAUAGCAUCUACCAAGAAUAAGAAUAUCGAUCUUAGUAAAUUUGAUAGACCGGAUUGCGUAACGACUGAGCUCACUAUUGACAAAAUUAUCAACGAUACAUAUGCGUUAUUGGAGCGUGAGCAAACGUCAAGUACAUAUGCUGACAUGUUGCUUGUAUCAUUGAUAGCAUUUGUUCGAAUCAAUAAGAAUUUAGAAUCGAUGAAACAUGAAAAUGUUAUGUUUGAAGCACAAGACCUUGAUUCCAUUUUGAAAAUCUUAACAAUAAUUCCCACGGGACAAAGUUACGACACAUUUGAUAAGUACGUCUGCCAUGUUAUUAAAAUCAACCAGAAGCGUCGAUUGGGUUUACCGAGCAGCACUGAAGCUGAUGAUUUGAGUAUAGAUUCAAUUGUGGAACAAUUGCAAGGAGAAAGUUAUUUGCCUCAUAUGUUGAUCGAUUCCAUAGACUCGUAUAAGAAUGAGAAGACUGCGCAAAUAAGAUAUUGUAAAGUAUUGAAUAUUUUAUUUUCGACGAUAGGCAUUGAGCUGAGUAAAAUCUUCUCUACUGUGAUGAAUAUUAUUUUUUUGCACGGAUCUCAUGAGACAAUGGUGGAAUUCGAGUCAAUAAUGGGUUACCUUGAGAUGAUAUUGAGAGUUUCCAUUGAGUCCAACAAUUGUGAAAUGUUAAUCGGCGUGGAAGACACUAUUGUUGCCUGGUAUAAUACCAAUGCGAGUAUUGAAAACAAACGGAGUUUCAACAAUUGGAUAAUAAAAACAUUGCAAGAAUUAAUAUCAACUUACAAUAGAGACGCCAACGAGAGCAUUACAAUUGGAAGCAUGAUAUCAUCAGUAACAGAUGAUACUGAUUUAAAAUUGAAUAAAUGUGACAUAGUACAAGAAUUUCUUAAUAGUUUACAAUUACGUUGUAGUGAGAAUGUGACAGCGACGACACAAAAGAAUUUCUUUGCCUUGAGUAUCUUGGAACCCAAUGAAACGUUAGUUACAGUGAGCAUGAUCACGGAAGAAGAGGAUGAAGAAGCGGACGUAGUGGUCCCCAUGCGAGUUGAUACGACUGUGACGGUGAGUGAGGAGUCGAGUUUCAAUCGAUGGAGACAUUGGGUGCAUAACAAGUUGAAGAGUGUAUGUUUCCAUUGUGGCAGGUGCGAGGAGAUUGACAACAUCCAACAUUUUGUAAAUCGAAUAACAUAUGACAAUCGUCAUUGCAUAUUCAGUGAUUUAAACGUGCCGCAAUUAAGCACAAUUGAAGAACCAACUGAGAUGGAAAGACAGUAUAAACAAUUGUUGUACGAUGAGAACAAAGGAUCUCGUAAAAGAGAUGUGAUUAAAUUAUUAUUCAAAUGA